CAGAGCUUUUCCAGCUAAACGGGAUUGCUCGGCACUGGAACUCAUGGCUGGCCCAACUGUCGACUACUGCUAGUAGGCUAGGCCAUUGGAUCCGGUUUUGCUACCACUCCAUCUGUCUGUCAGGAAAUGUGAUCUGGCGGUAGGUCCGGCACAUGCACUUCCGAGGGUACCUCCCCACCCCGUUCGGGAAGCUUUACCCCUGAUGAAAGUUUCGGAGCUUGGAUCCAAGCGAACUGGAACCCACUGCUGCCCAGACACUAGAAGUAGUUUUGUGGAUGUAGUCAUCCCCAGGCCUGUGGAAGUCUGUGGUAUUCAGGAGCCCCCUACUCAGGGCCCCACCUUUGCCCCACCUACGGCCAAUUCCGGGAAGUUCCGCUGUGGUUCAGGCGUGGUCAUUUCAAUCACUGAGAAAAGGAAUUAAACUCGAGUUGAUUUGUUUGCGGGGACGUUGCGAGCCUAUACAACCAAGAACGGAGCCCAGCCACGAAAAUACGGAGUCCUGGCAUGGUGAAUUCCAAUCCGCUCGUGCUGCUUUGCAAUUAGAGAAAGUCAUUGCGUAUGGGAGUAAGUACAGUCUUUUUCAACUAGUUAGCACACAGUCCGGCCAUCCUUUUUCUAGCCCUUUUCGUGCUGCAGAGACAAUUUAGUGAUCUUUUUGCAACUUUGUCGUGCACUUACCACAUACUGCAACCAUUUGCAUUAGGUCUGGAAGUUAUGAUGGUAUCGAGAAGUCAAAGAAACCAUGAAGUUGAACUUUUCUGUAAAUCCAAAGAAGG
This is a messenger RNA of Suhomyces tanzawaensis NRRL Y-17324, 776 nucleotides long. RefSeq lists its product as uncharacterized. NCBI's taxonomy places the organism in Eukaryota, Fungi, Ascomycota, Pichiomycetes, Serinales, Debaryomycetaceae. The transcript has a single exon. Bases 203 to 421 code for a protein of 72 amino acids. The record is from RefSeq and is a predicted model, not a curated record.